AUGGGAAAACACGGGAAACCUUGGCAACAUAUAGGUGUCCCCCCUUCUAAUAACAAUAAUAAUAAUGGAAUGGAAAAGAUACAGUCGAAACCCAAGCACGUGUCACAAGUGGAUACAUUAGUGCAACUUCUAUUGGACGCCAAUGCACCCGCUGUGGGUGUCGAUGGUACCGGUCGUGUGACUGUUUGGAACCAACGGCUCGUUGAUAUCACAGGUUUUGAGGCGAGACACGUACGGGGUCACUUUAUCUCGGACUUUGUAUACGGUGUUCAGUGGAAAGAAGAGAUCAUGGCGAUUAUUGAGGCGUGUAUUGAAGCCAAGCGACCGGAACUGGAGCUACGGAUUCCAUUGCGGAAUAUCACUGGACGAAAUGUUCAAGUGUUGACGAAUCUGACGCCGUUAUUAGCUGAAGACGGGUCAUGUGUUGGUGUUUAUGGUGUCGGUCAAGAUGUGACAGAGUGGGCGAGCCAGGAGAAACAGUACGCGACAGUGAUGAUGCAGGCGAAUGCACCAAUUAUUGAGCUGGAUAAAGAAGGAAAUAUUACAGUCUGGAAUUCCAAGACGGCGUCUAUGACGGGGUACACCAGUGUUGAUAUGGUGGGCGAACCGCUGCUGCCUGUAGUAGACGAGAGUUUCCGCAAGAUUGUGUCGGAGAAGAUCAAUCAGGCAUUGACCGGUAUUCCCGGAGCAGAUUUUGAACUGCCUCUCGUGACGGCAAGAGGAUCGAGAGUGGAGAUUGUACUGUGCUUGACGCCGAGGUUUGACACUGUAGGAUCAGUCAUGGGGGUGGUUGCUAUCGGACAAGAUGUGACGGAGAGGAACACAAAAGAGAUGGAGUACAGAAAGCUUAUUGAAACGGCUAAUGCGCCAAUUUUCGGCGUCGAUACGGAAGGACGAGUUGUGAUUUUUAAUGCCAAGGCGGCACAAAUUAGUGAAUACGAACCUGAUGAAGUCAUGGGUGCGGAUCUAGUCGAUACGCUCAUCUCGGCAGAGUUUCGGCCUGCCGUUGCUGCUGUGUUUCAGAGUGCAUUUCAGGGAACAGAGACGGCGAACUUUGAGUUCCCGUUGGUCACCAAGACUGGCCGAAAAGUGGAGAUUUUGCUGAAUGCGACACCUCGAUAUGAUCACACAGGUAAACUGGUGGGCGUCGUGGGGAUCGGACAGGACAUCACGGAUCGUAUCAUUCAGGAAAAGGAGUACAGUCGAUUGAUUGACACUGCAAACGCUCCAAUAUUCGGUGUGGACUCGAACUAUAAGGUGAUCAUUUGGAACAAGAAGGCAGCAGCCAUUACAGAGUACACCAAUGAAGACACCAUUGGCCAGGAUUUGUUCAAGUUUAUCUCCGAAGACUACCGGGAUGCUGUCGCUAAGGUGUUUUUGAAAGCUCUAGAGGGCGCUGGUACAGCAAACUUUGAUUUCCCACUGAUCACGAAAAGCGGACGCCGACUUGAAAUUUUGCUCAAUGCAACACCAAAGUACGACCACUUCGGUAAUAUUAGCGGGGCGGUGGGAAUUGGCCAGGACAUUACAGACAGACGCGCUCAAGAGCAGGAGUAUACACGUCUUAUUGAUACGGCUAACGCGCCAAUCUUUGGGGUGGACGAAAGGGGAUGCGUGAACAUCUGGAACCGUAAAGCUGCCGACACAACACAGUACUCGAACGAAGAGGUGCUUGGGGUAAAUUUGGUAGAAAACUUCAUUCCGGUCGAUUUUCAGGAGGCAGUGUGGACAGUGCUAUCCCAAGCGCUGAAGGGGCAAGAAACAGCAAAUUUUGAGUUUCCAUUGAUCACAAAGGAUGGCCGUCGCGUGGAAGUUUUGUUGAAUGCCACUUCACGCUUUAACGAGAAGGGUGUUGUGAUUGGUGUUGUAGGUAUCGGGCAGGAUAUCACCGUGCGUAUGGCUCAGGAGAAGGAAACGAACCGGCUCAUUCACUCGGCAAACGCCCCGAUAUUUGGUGUAGAUCAAGACGGACGGGUGAAUAUUUGGAAUCUGAAGGUGGCGGAAAUUACUCAAUUUUCUCCCGAAGAAGUAAUGGGAAGGGACUUAGUCGAACGGUUCGUCGCGGAAGAUCAUCGUGAGUCAGUAGGGUUGUUGCUUCGGAAUGCCCUUCAAGGAGAGCCGACUGGUAACUUUGAUUUCCCCCUCAUCACAAAAGCUGGACGCAGAGUUGAGAUUCUACUCAAUGCGACACCACGGUACGACGAGCUGGGACAAAUCUUUGGUGUUACCGGAAUAGGUCAGGACAUCACAGAGCGCAUUGCCCAGGAACAGGAGUACAUACGGCUGAUUGAUACUGCCAACGCACCCAUCUUCGGUGUGGAUAGUGAAGGCCGUGUAAAUAUUUGGAACAAGAAGGCUGCGGAGAUUAUGCAAUACACGACUGACGCAGUGAUGGGAGAGAAGCUUGUGGAAAAGUACAUUACGAAAGACUAUCAGGAGGCUGUAAGUAAUGUGCUGUCGGAGGCGUUGAACGGCGUCGAGACGGCAAACUUUGAAUUCCCAUUGAUCACAAAGACUGGUCGACGUGUUGAGAUCUUGCUGAAUGCCACACCACGAUACAAUGAGCAUGGUGUUGUCAUUGGUAUGGUUGGCAUCGGCCAAGAUAUCACAGAUCGCAUUGCGCAGGAGCAGGAGUAUACUCGUCUGAUUGACACCGCAAACGCACCGAUCUUCGGUGUGGAUAUCAAUGGAAGAGUAAACAUUUGGAACCGAAAGGCAGCCGAGACGACCCAGUACAUGAAUGCCGAGGUGCUCGGUAAGGACUUAGUUGCGGAAUUUAUCUCUGAGGAAUACAGGGGUCCUGUCCGAUGUGUGCUCAAGAAGGCGUUUCAGGGUGUUGAAACAGCCAACUUUGAGUUCCCGCUUAUCACGAAGGCGGGUCGUCGUGUAGAGAUCUUGCUAAAUGCCACGCCUCGCUACAAUGAACGUGGUGAGGUCAUGGGUAUGGUUGGUAUUGGUCAGGAUAUCACGGAGCGCAUCGCCCAAGAGCAAGAGUAUAGCCGUUUGAUCGAUACAGCCAACGCACCGAUCUUUGGUGUGGAUAUCAAUGGGCGUGUGAAUAUUUGGAAUCGGAAGGCUGCUCAUAUUAUGCAGUAUACGAAUGAGGACGUGUUAGACAAGGACCUAGUUGCCGAGUUUAUCUCGGAGGAGUACAAGGUGCCUGUGCGCAGCGUGCUUGAGAAGGCGUUCGAAGGUGUGGAGACGGCAAAUUUCGAGUUCCCAUUGAUCACGAAAGCUGGUCGUCGUGUGGAGAUUUUAUUAAAUGCAACGCCGCGCUACAAUGAGCAUGGUGAGGUCAUGGGCAUGGUUGGUAUUGGUCAAGAUAUCACGGAGCGUAUUGCUCAAGAACAAGAGUAUACGCGUUUGAUUGAUACCGCCAACGCCCCGAUCUUUGGCGUGGAUAUCAACGGCCACGUGAAUAUUUGGAAUCGGAAGGCUGCAGACAUUAUGCAGUACACCAACGAAGAUGUGCUUGGCAAAGACCUAGUCGUCGAGUUCAUCUCGAAUGAGUACAAGGUGCCUGUGCGUAGUGUUUUGGAAAAGGCCUUUGAAGGUGUUGAAACAGCCAACUUUGAGUUCCCGCUUAUCACGAAGGCGGGUCGUCGUGUAGAGAUCUUGCUAAAUGCCACGCCUCGCUACAAUGAACGUGGUGAGGUCAUGGGUAUGGUUGGUAUUGGUCAGGAUAUCACGGAGCGCAUCGCCCAAGAGCAAGAGUAUAGCCGUUUGAUCGAUACAGCCAACGCACCGAUCUUUGGUGUGGAUAUCAAUGGGCGUGUGAAUAUUUGGAAUCGGAAGGCUGCUCAUAUUAUGCAGUAUACGAAUGAGGACGUGUUAGACAAGGACCUAGUUGCCGAGUUUAUCUCGGAGGAGUACAAGGUGCCUGUGCGCAGCGUGCUUGAGAAGGCGUUCGAAGGUGUGGAGACGGCAAAUUUCGAGUUCCCAUUGAUCACGAAAGCUGGUCGUCGUGUGGAGAUUUUGUUAAAUGCAACGCCGCGCUACAAUGAGCAUGGUGAGGUCAUGGGCAUGGUUGGUAUUGGUCAAGAUAUCACGGAGCGUAUUGCUCAAGAACAAGAGUAUACGCGUUUGAUUGAUACCGCCAACGCCCCGAUCUUUGGCGUGGAUAUCAACGGCCACGUGAAUAUUUGGAAUCGGAAGGCUGCAGACAUUAUGCAGUACACCAACGAAGAUGUGCUUGGCAAAGACCUAGUCGUCGAGUUCAUCUCGAAUGAGUACAAGGUGCCUGUGCGUAGUGUUUUGGAAAAGGCCUUUGAAGGUGUUGAAACAGCCAACUUUGAGUUCCCGCUUAUCACGAAGGCGGGUCGUCGUGUAGAGAUCUUGCUAAAUGCCACGCCUCGCUACAAUGAACGUGGUGAGGUCAUGGGUAUGGUUGGUAUUGGUCAGGAUAUUACAGUGCGAAUGGCGCAAGAACAAGAAAAGAAUCGGAUGAUACAUUCGGCCAAUGCUCCAAUCUUUGGUGUAGAUCAAGAUGGACGGGUAAAUAUUUGGAAUCUGAAAGUGGCGGAAAUUACUCAGUUCGCAUCAGAAGAGGUCAUGGGAAAGGAUCUGGUGAACUGUUUUGUAGCUAAAGACCACCGCAGUGAAGUUCGUUUUAGCUUGCAAAAAGCGCUUCAAGGAGAGCCAACUGGUAACUUUGAUUUCCCCCUCAUCACAAAAGCUGGACGCAGAGUUGAGAUUCUACUCAAUGCGACACCACGGUACGACGAGCUGGGACAAAUCUUUGGUGUUACCGGAAUAGGUCAGGACAUCACAGAGCGCAUUGCCCAGGAACAGGAGUACAUACGGCUGAUUGAUACUGCCAACGCACCCAUCUUCGGUGUGGAUAGUGAAGGCCGUGUAAAUAUUUGGAACAAGAAGGCUGCGGAGAUUAUGCAAUACACGACUGACGCAGUGAUGGGAGAGAAGCUUGUGGAAAAGUACAUUACGAAAGACUAUCAGGAGGCUGUAAGUAAUGUGCUGUCGGAGGCGUUGAACGGCGUCGAGACGGCAAACUUUGAAUUCCCAUUGAUCACAAAGACUGGUCGACGUGUUGAGAUCUUGCUGAAUGCCACACCACGAUACAAUGAGCAUGGUGUUGUCAUUGGUAUGGUUGGCAUCGGCCAAGAUAUCACGGAGCGCAUUGCGCAGGAGCAGGAGUAUACUCGUCUGAUUGACACCGCAAACGCACCGAUCUUCGGUGUGGAUAUCAAUGGAAGAGUAAACAUUUGGAACCGAAAGGCAGCCGAGACGACCCAGUACAUGAAUGCCGAGGUGCUCGGUAAGGACUUAGUUGCGGAAUUUAUCUCUGAGGAAUACAGGGGUCCUGUCCGAUGUGUGCUCAAGAAGGCGUUUCAGGGUGUUGAAACAGCCAACUUUGAGUUCCCGCUUAUCACGAAGGCGGGUCGUCGUGUAGAGAUCUUGCUAAAUGCCACGCCUCGCUACAAUGAACGUGGUGAGGUCAUGGGUAUGGUUGGUAUCGGGCAGGAUAUCACGGAGCGCAUCGCCCAAGAACAAGAGUAUAGCCGUUUGAUCGAUACAGCCAACGCACCGAUCUUUGGUGUGGAUAUCAAUGGGCGUGUGAAUAUUUGGAAUCGGAAGGCUGCUCAUAUUAUGCAGUAUACGAAUGAGGACGUGUUAGACAAGGACCUAGUUGCCGAGUUUAUCUCGGAGGAGUACAAGGUGCCUGUGCGUAGUGUGCUUGAGAAGGCGUUCGAAGGUGUGGAGACGGCAAAUUUCGAGUUCCCAUUGAUCACGAAAGCUGGUCGUCGUGUGGAGAUUUUGUUAAAUGCAACGCCGCGCUACAAUGAGCAUGGUGAGGUCAUGGGCAUGGUUGGUAUUGGUCAAGAUAUCACGGAGCGUAUUGCUCAAGAACAAGAGUAUACGCGUUUGAUUGAUACCGCCAACGCCCCGAUCUUUGGCGUGGAUAUCAACGGCCACGUGAAUAUUUGGAAUCGGAAGGCUGCAGACAUUAUGCAGUACACCAACGAAGAUGUGCUUGGCAAAGACCUAGUCGUCGAGUUCAUCUCGAAUGAGUACAAGGUGCCUGUGCGUAGUGUUUUGGAAAAGGCCUUUGAAGGUGUUGAAACAGCCAACUUUGAGUUCCCGCUUAUCACGAAGGCGGGUCGUCGUGUAGAGAUCUUGCUGAAUGCCACGCCUCGCUACAAUGAACGUGGUGAGGUCAUGGGUAUGGUUGGUAUCGGUCAGGAUAUCACGGAGCGCAUCGCCCAAGAACAAGAGUAUAGCCGUUUGAUCGAUACAGCCAACGCACCGAUCUUUGGUGUGGAUAUCAAUGGGCGUGUGAAUAUUUGGAAUCGGAAGGCUGCUCAUAUUAUGCAGUAUACGAAUGAGGACGUGUUAGACAAGGACCUAGUUGCCGAGUUUAUCUCGGAGGAGUACAAGGUGCCUGUGCGUAGUGUGCUUGAGAAGGCGUUCGAAGGUGUGGAGACGGCAAAUUUCGAGUUCCCAUUGAUCACGAAAGCUGGUCGUCGUGUGGAGAUUUUAUUGAAUGCAACGCCGCGCUACAAUGAGCAUGGUGAGGUCAUGGGCAUGGUUGGUAUUGGUCAAGAUAUCACGGAGCGUAUUGCUCAAGAACAAGAGUAUACGCGUUUGAUUGAUACCGCCAACGCCCCGAUCUUUGGCGUGGAUAUCAACGGCCACGUGAAUAUUUGGAAUCGGAAGGCUGCAGACAUUAUGCAGUACACUAACGAAGAUGUGCUUGGCAAAGACCUAGUCGUCGAGUUCAUCUCGAAUGAGUACAAGGUGCCUGUGCGUAGUGUUUUGGAAAAGGCCUUUGAAGGUGUUGAAACAGCCAACUUUGAGUUCCCGCUUAUCACGAAGGCGGGUCGUCGUGUAGAGAUCUUGCUGAAUGCCACGCCUCGCUACAAUGAACGUGGUGAGGUCAUGGGUAUGGUUGGUAUCGGUCAGGAUAUCACGGAGCGCAUCGCCCAAGAACAAGAGUAUAGCCGUUUGAUCGAUACAGCCAACGCACCGAUCUUUGGUGUGGAUAUCAAUGGGCGUGUGAAUAUUUGGAAUCGGAAGGCUGCUCAUAUUAUGCAGUAUACGAAUGAGGACGUGUUAGACAAGGACCUAGUUGCCGAGUUUAUCUCGGAGGAGUACAAGGUGCCUGUGCGUAGUGUGCUUGAGAAGGCGUUCGAAGGUGUGGAGACGGCAAAUUUCGAGUUCCCAUUGAUCACGAAAGCUGGUCGUCGUGUGGAGAUUUUAUUGAAUGCAACGCCGCGCUACAAUGAGCAUGGUGAGGUCAUGGGCAUGGUUGGUAUUGGUCAAGAUAUCACGGAGCGUAUUGCUCAAGAACAAGAGUAUACGCGUUUGAUCGAUACAGCCAACGCCCCGAUCUUUGGCGUGGACACCAACAUGCGUAUUAACAUUUUCAAUCGCAAAGCUCAACAAAUUACAAAAUUUACAGCUGAUGAGGUAGUCGGAGAGAUGUAUGUCGACACGAUUAUUUCACCUGAGUUCAAAUCGGUUACGUCCAACAUUAUGGCCAAAGCGUUGCAAGGAAAUGAAACAGCAAGCUUCGAACUGGCGCUAACCACGAAAACCAGCCGAAAAGUGAACAUACUGCUGAACGCUACAGCACGGUUUGAUCAGCAUGGACAGAUCGUCGGUGUAGUGGGAAUUGGUCAGGACAUCACCGAUCGAAUUGCACAGGAGCAAGAAUAUACGAGGUUAAUCGACUCAGCCAACGCACCGAUCUUUGGAGUUGACGUGAACGGCUGCGUGAAUAUCUGGAAUAAGAAGGCUGCGGAAAUUACGCAGUACACAUCCAAUGACGUGAUGGGUGAGAAUUUGGUGGAGAAAUUCAUUACGGAAGACUAUCGUGAGGCCGUCCGGCUCGUUUUGUCAAAGGCUUGCGCAGGAACGGAGACCGCAAACUUUGAAUUCCCAUUGAUCACAAAGACUGGUCGCCGCGUUGAGAUCUUGUUGAAUGCUACGUCGCGCUUCAACGAGGUCGGUGAAGUUAUGGGAGUAGUGGGUAUCGGCCAAGAUAUCACGGAGCGCAUUGCGCAGGAGCAGGAGUAUACUCGUCUGAUUGACACCGCAAACGCACCGAUCUUCGGUGUGGAUAUCAAUGGAAGAGUAAACAUUUGGAACCGAAAGGCAGCCGAGACGACCCAGUACAUGAAUGCCGAGGUGCUCGGUAAGGACUUAGUUGCGGAAUUUAUCUCUGAGGAAUACAGGGAUCCUGUCCGAUGUGUGCUCAAGAAGGCGUUUCAGGGUGUUGAAACAGCCAACUUUGAGUUCCCGCUUAUCACGAAGGCGGGUCGUCGUGUAGAGAUCUUGCUAAAUGCCACGCCUCGCUACAAUGAACGUGGUGAGGUCAUGGGUAUGGUUGGUAUCGGUCAGGAUAUCACGGAGCGCAUCGCCCAAGAACAAGAGUAUAGCCGUUUGAUCGAUACAGCCAACGCACCGAUCUUUGGUGUGGAUAUCAAUGGGCGUGUGAAUAUUUGGAAUCGGAAGGCUGCUCAUAUUAUGCAGUAUACGAAUGAGGACGUGUUAGACAAGGACCUAGUUGCCGAGUUUAUCUCGGAGGAGUACAAGGUGCCUGUGCGCAGUGUGCUUGAGAAGGCGUUCGAAGGUGUGGAGACGGCAAAUUUCGAGUUCCCAUUGAUCACGAAAGCUGGUCGUCGUGUGGAGAUUUUAUUGAAUGCAACGCCACGCUACAAUGAGCAUGGUGAGGUCAUGGGCAUGGUUGGUAUUGGUCAAGAUAUCACGGAGCGUAUUGCUCAAGAACAAGAGUAUACGCGUUUGAUUGAUACCGCCAACGCCCCGAUCUUUGGCGUGGAUAUCAACGGCCACGUGAAUAUUUGGAAUCGGAAGGCUGCAGACAUUAUGCAGUACACCAACGAAGAUGUGCUUGGCAAAGACCUAGUCGUCGAGUUCAUCUCGAAUGAGUACAAGGUGCCUGUGCGUAGUGUUUUGGAAAAGGCCUUUGAAGGUGUUGAAACAGCCAACUUUGAGUUCCCGCUUAUCACGAAGGCGGGUCGUCGUGUAGAGAUCUUGCUGAAUGCCACGCCUCGCUACAAUGAACGUGGUGAGGUCAUGGGUAUGGUUGGUAUUGGUCAGGAUAUCACGGAGCGCAUCGCCCAAGAGCAAGAGUAUAGCCGUUUGAUCGAUACAGCCAACGCACCGAUCUUUGGUGUGGAUAUCAAUGGGCGUGUAAAUAUUUGGAAUCGGAAGGCUGCUCAUAUUAUGCAGUAUACGAAUGAGGACGUGUUAGACAAGGACCUAGUUGCCGAGUUUAUCUCGGAGGAGUACAAGGUGCCUGUGCGCAGCGUGCUUGAGAAGGCGUUCGAAGGUGUGGAGACGGCAAAUUUCGAGUUCCCAUUGAUCACGAAAGCUGGUCGUCGUGUGGAGAUUUUAUUGAAUGCAACGCCGCGCUACAAUGAGCAUGGUGAAGUAAAGGGUAUGGUUGGUAUUGGUCAAGAUAUCACGGAACGCAUCGCUCAAGAACAAGAGUAUACGCGUUUGAUCGACACAGCCAACGCCCCGAUCUUUGGCGUGGAUACGAACAUGUGUGUCAAUAUCUGGAAUCGGAAAGCGGCACAGAUCACGAACUACUCGAUUGGAGAAGUUAUGGGCGAAAAUCUCGUAGAAACUUUUAUAUCUCCCGAGUUCCGACCUAUUGUCGCUGAAGUGUUAUCGCAAGCUCUUACAGGAGUUGAGACAGCGAACUUCGAGUUCCCACUGAUUACUCGGCCAGGCACGAGAAUCGAGAUUUUGCUGAAUGCAACACCAAGGUAUGACUUGAACGGCAACAUUGUCGGUGUUGUCGGUAUUGGCCAAGACAUUACGGACCGCAUCGCCCAAGAGCACGAGUACUUUCGACUGAUUGAUACUGCAAACGCUCCGAUUUUUGGUAUCGAUACAAAUGGUCGCAUAAACGAGUGGAAUCAGAAGAUCGAAGAGAUCACAGGCUAUCAUAAGUCAAGCGUACUGGGGCUUUCACUGGUUCACACAUUCGUCACCCCAGAAAGUAGACAUCAAGUUCGCCAACUGCUAAAUCAAGCGCUGAUUGGUAUUGAUGUCGGUGAGAUGGAGCUUCCGAUGACAACGAAGCGUGGCGUUUUCCUGCUGCUUCUUGUGAAUGCUUCAAGCAAAAAAGAUAUGCACGGAAACAUUCGUGGUGUGAUCGGCGUAGGACAAGAUUACACGGCGAGGAAGCAUAUGGAGGCAGCUAAGGUGAAUUUCUUGGCCUCUUUUAGUCACGAACUACGGACACCGCUGAAUGGUGUAUUGGGAAUGCUAGAGCUGCUGAAAGAGCAAUCUCUUGAAAAAUCCGUUGAGAGAUAUGUGCACAUAGCAUACGUAUCUGGGUCUCUUUUGCUGAACUUAAUUAACGAUAUCCUGGACUUGUCAAAAAUCGAGGCCGGGCAUUUAGAAAUAUCGACGGCGCCGUUCCAGAUGCAUGACUUGCUGGACUAUUCAAUCGAAAUAUUCAAGUUUAAAGCUCGAGAACGAAAGCUACAGCUUGAGCUGAAGUGCGGUGAUAAUGUACCAAAGGCCGUGAUUGGUGACGUCGUGCGCUUGCGUCAAGUCUUGUUGAACUUGCUAUCAAACGCAAUCAAGUUUACGAACGAAGGCACGAUCACGGUCGCAUGCAGCGUGGUGCAAUCUCCUGAGUUGCCACAACAAUUUAAGAAAUUGCUUUUUCAAGUUAUUGACACUGGCAUUGGUAUGGAUGCAGAAGAAAAGACGCGUCUCUUUUCCUUGUUUACGAAACUGGAACGCACACGGCAGGAGAACCCGACGGGCUCUGGGUUGGGUCUUGCUAUAUGCAAGCAGCUUGCGGAGCUUAUGGACGGGUCCAUUGAUGUUGAUAGUGAGUUGGGUGUUGGUAGCAAUUUCUUCUUCACAGUUGUGGUAAGGUUGAUUGACGAAGUAGACCCAAAGAACGCUUAUUAUUUGUCAGAAGACUGCCAGGAUCAAUCAGUGGCAAAAUUGUCACCUGAUACUGCUGUGCACGCUGGAGAAAAUGGCAAAAACUCACCGGCGCGAGUAGAGGUCCCAACCCAGGCGCGAAUUUUAGUCGUUGAAGAUAACGAGUUUAAUUGGGAAGUGGUGAAAUGCUUUCUUCAGCAAGACGAUCACUUGCUGCAGUGGGAAGUUAAUGGUCGCGAUGCUGUGAAGGCUUACAGCGAAAACAACACAGAGUUCGAUUUAAUCUUCAUGGAUUGCGAAAUGCCCAUUAUGGACGGCUAUACAGCUACUGCUAGGAUUCGCGAAUACGAAGAGGCACAUAACCUUCCACGCAUCCCAAUUCUAGGCUUAACUGCGUACGCCAUGAGUGGCGAUCGACAAAAGUGCCUUGACUGUGGUAUGGAUGAGUUCAUGGUGAAGCCCAUCUCAAAGCUGAGUCUUCGUAAAGCAAUUCGGCAAUGGAUGCGCAUCCGCUAUCUUGGCCAGCACACCGUUGCUCUAGGAGCUCCGGCACAGGUUCUUGGUUCCACAAAUGAAUCGCAUAAGUCAGUAACCCUUCGAAAUGAGACUCGUCCUACAGUUAAAAGCCCAGCGCGGAUCUUCAUGCCAUCGGCAGGCGCCCCGGCUCCGGUGGCAUCAUUUAUAAGUGACCUCAAGGAUGUUACACUUAUGGACGCGGUAUCAACGUCCAGACUUGCACCUGCAUCACGCCACAUGCAACAACUGGAUCUUGCUCAGGCCAUUUCGAAUCUGGAGCUCGAUGAUCCGAUGUCGAUUGGUCUUCAAAGUGGUCGAGCUGUUCGAACUGCCACACCGACGACGUCGAUCUUCAGCUUGGGUCCUUCUGUCAACAGCAAUGCUUCGCGGACGGCAAACUCAAACGACUUACCGGAUUUACUCAGAUUAUCGAGGAACACUAGUGGUGCUUCUACAACACCGAGCCCGCCGGAGCCUGCGAAACAACCGUCUGAGACGUCAGCUACGCUGCCUUGCCUUAAGACACAAUUUGGUGGGGCCCUAGCUCCAGGUGAUGCGCGGUCUUCAUUGCCAGCAAACCCAACGCUCUGGAGUCACCCGCCGUUUUACAAGAAUGAUCUACCGACUGAAGAACAGGAAUCCUGGCCUGGGCUCGUGCCUAAAAAGAAAGUCAGCUUCCAUGAGGAUUUUGAUUGUGGAUGGAGCCAUCCGAGCCGAUCGGGUCAAAGUAGCCGAUCAGUAGCUGUGGUCUCACAUUCGACCCACCCGAUGAGCAUUGAGAUCCCUGAAGGAGACCCUGUAAAUUACUCACUAGGAGUGGAUCAAUGUGGAGGGCAUGAAGAGCUAUUUUUGACGCUGUUGGAGAAGUUUGCUACAACAUCGGAAGCUAUCACGUCCCGGAUUGUCAAGGCACACGAACGUAACGAUUUUGCUACCGCUCGCCGUGAAGCUCAUUCACUGAAGGGAUCAUCUGCCUAUGUCGCUGCUCUUCGAGUAUCCAAGUGCGCUUUUCGAGUUCAAGUUGCGUACGAAUACCUGACGGCGCAGCAAGCAAAUGGCGAAGGCUCGGACACGUUAGCUGCAAAGCAAAUUGUAGACGACUCCGUACGAUUGCUCACGAAAGAGCAGCGCUUGUUACGUGGAUAUAUUGGACGCAACUUUGAGUUUCAGUCUAGAUCCGGACCGUUUCAAGUAUCGCCAGUCGAUCAUUCGGACGAUGAAGAUAAACAAACUGGUCCGUGUUGUCUUAUGUAA
Messenger RNA from Peronospora farinosa, 12666 nucleotides. The record is from the annotation of a GenBank genome assembly. Lineage: Eukaryota; Oomycota; Peronosporomycetes; Peronosporales; Peronosporaceae.